Molecule: messenger RNA, 5367 nt
Organism: Dalotia coriaria
Lineage: Eukaryota; Metazoa; Arthropoda; Insecta; Coleoptera; Staphylinidae
Product: cationic amino acid transporter 2
Exons: 8
Coding region: 661-3198 (845 amino acids)
Biological process (GO): amino acid transport; transmembrane transport
Cellular component (GO): plasma membrane
Molecular function (GO): amino acid transmembrane transporter activity
Source: RefSeq, a predicted model, not a curated record
CGACUCAUGGACAACUUGGAAGUAACGAAAGGCAUGUUGAAAUCAUUUGAGUUGGCCAUAGCAUUGCCAGCGGAUGGAGAGUUUGGAAGUGUUGGAACUGUUGGUAGGUUCGGAAGCCUUGAGUCGAGCGCAUUGGAAUUCGUUCGAUCCGAUAAACGAACGGUGCACCGUGUACGCGGCGGUGUGCCGCAUCUGAGGUAGGUAAUAAACGAGUUCUUCGCCUUCCUCGUACGUGCCGCGGGAAGUCGCCGAAGACCUCGACGGAAAACUGCCGCUUCUCGCAGGGACGCAGCGUGUCGCUGACGGCAACCGCUGUUUUACGUUCCACUCUGACUUCCUCAAUUUCAAAGCUCCAUAUGAUGUAACCUAUUUAUUAUUAAAUUUAUAUUAAUUUUAGAAAUGAAAAAUCCAUCAGGAGACGAUGAAAAGUUCACGUAUCAAUCGCAACGUGACACUUUUGAAGUUCCAUUACGUUAGUGGUUAAGAGGAUAACCGCAUCAAAGGUUGAAUGGUGGCUUUUGAAACCGCCUCCGCCGCGAAACUGUCACCCUGCGUUCAAAACGCGGCAUAUGGCGUGGCAUUCACAAUGAACCCGAACCCAAAGGGUUCGCGUCAACUAUGUAGGCGUACUCUCGAAUAUCAAAUUGAAAUAUUGGCACAAUGAAGCUCGGCAUGUGGUUAAACGAUCGCGAGCAGCUGCGUCAGGAGGGCCUUGUUCUCUUCAGCAAAUUGAUUCGCACCAAGAAUGUCGAGACUUUACAAGAUCGCACAGGCCCCCCACGGCAUGGCGAUGAACGAAAAAUUAAACUAACCAAAUGUCUGACGACAUUAGAUUUAACAUCCCUGGGUGUCGGCAGUUGUGUGGGCACAGGAAUGUAUUUAGUAGCUGGUAUGGUUGCGCGCACAGUAGCCGGACCCGGGGUUGUUUUCAGUUUCAUCAUUGCAGCUGUAGCCAGUAUUUUCUCAGGUGCCUGUUAUGCAGAGUUUGGUGUUCGUGUACCACACACAACAGGCUCAGCGUACAUGUACUCAUAUGUGACAGUCGGCGAGUUUAUCGCCUUUGUGAUUGGAUGGAACAUGAUAUUGGAGUACCUGAUUGGUACAAGUGCAUGCGCUUGUGCACUGAGCGCUUGUUUUGAUGCGUUAUCUAACGGCGCAAUCUCAGCAGGCCUCGUCAGCAAUGUGGGCACAUUAUUUGGAGACAGACCUCCGGAUUUUGUCGCUUUUGGGAUCACACUCCUGAUGAUGUUGCUCAUGGCUGCCGGAGUGAAGAAGUCCCUGAUCUUCAACAAUGUUUUGAACGCCAUUAAUUUAGCGAUUUGGGUGUUUGUGAUGACAGCGGGUCUGUUUUAUGUGAAUACGGACAAUUGGACGCAACACCAAGGGUUUUUACCAUUCGGCUGGUCCGGGGUAUUUACUGGUGCUGCCACCUGCUUCUACGCAUUCAUUGGCUUUGACAUUAUUGCUACCACCGGCGAAGAAGCUACCAAUCCUAAACGUUCCAUUCCAUUGGCCAUCGUUUCCAGUCUGUGUAUUAUCCUCAUCGCGUAUGUUUCCUCCAGUAUGAUGCUCACACUCAUAGUACCCUAUGAUCAGGUAGAUCCAGACUCUGCUCUAGUAGAGAUGUUUGGACAAGUGGGCGCUUACAAAUGCAAAUAUAUAGUUGCUGUGGGGGCCCUUGCUGGACUUACUGUGAGCAUGUUCGGAUCCAUGUUUCCAAUGCCAAGGAUCCUAUAUGCGAUGGCCUCAGACGGGUUAAUCUUCCGUCUGUUUGCUCAGGUUUGGCCUAGUACGGGAACACCCGCACUAGCGACAUUCAUCAGUGGACUCUGUGCUGCUUUAGCGGCGCUAGUAAUCAGUUUGGAGAUUCUUGUUGAGAUGAUGUCUAUCGGCACACUCUUAGCCUACACAUUAGUGAGCACAUGCGUUCUCAUCCUAAGAUAUCAACCACAUUCCACUAACCUUGUUGAACUCCUGCCGCAAAGUCUACGUACACCAAUCAAGGGAUCUCCUAGUAAAGACCCGGUUGGCGGUGCGGGUGCUAGUGGUACUACACCAAAUGGACAACAAUAUGGAAAUAAUUUGCAACCGAAUAUGGGCAGUAUGCCACAUAUUCCAGCCCCAUCAGUAUCACCCAUUCCGCAACAACCCACUCAAAGGGUGAUGGUGAGGCGUGUGACACGGAGUUCACCUGAUAGCGAUGAUACUUUCCCUGGAGACGAACAAGAGGAAGAGUUUUCUAUUCGUGAUGAUCAAUUUUUGGUCUCAGAUCGAACCGAGAACAAGUUUUACGGCACUGUUCAUGGAACAAGUGGCACGACUACUACCACAGGUGUGGUGGGUUCUACAGUAGGGCCUAGUUUAGGUUAUAUAGGUCGUAGGUUACAAGCAGCAACAUAUCUAUGCCCGGCGAUCUUUCCAUGGGUAGACACCGGGCCGGCAACUGAAGAGUCUGGAAUGUUUGUGAUGAAACUAGUAGGCAUUCUUUUUGUGCUCAUCAUCAUUUUUGAUCUGAUUAUUGUAUGCGGCAUGCAUAACAUGACCGGUGCGACGACGUUUUUUAUGUUUCUAUUUUUGAUUGCCAUCGUGGCCAUUUUGUUGGUCAUAUCACGAAAACCCCAAAAUAGGAAUAGUUUAAUGUUUAUGACACCUGGUUUACCAUUCGUGCCCGCGAUUGCCAUCACAGUCAACAUUUAUUUAAUUUUCAAACUGUCUAUUUUGACAUUGGUACGAUUCACGAUUUGGAUGACGCUGGGCUUCUUAAUGUAUUUCUACUACGGAAUUAAGAACAGUACGUUAGAAGAAGGCUCUGGCGAAACAGAUCACAAUAACAUUGAGUUGACUGUCACCGACAUGGAGAAACCAAAAUAUUCGCCAGCAUCACAAGGACAUUACAAUGCGGCUUGCGAUACUAACAUUUACAGUCAAGGGCAACCGACGUACGAUUGGGAUCCAAAAUCUGCGUGGGACACCGAUUCUGCUUGGGGAGCAGCCCCUACUAGUGGUACCACGAAUCAAUACCAAGUCGAGCAACAAUACAACAUGUCUACGAACAACACUCGUUCGGUGAUUAACAAGCCAACUUCCGGGACCACUGCGGCUUCCGGAGUUGGCUCCACCUCUACAUCUACCUCUGGCACGGUGGGCAGCACCAUGUUUGUCAGUGAUCCUUUGGCAUUCCCUUCGUGGGACGACUAAAUCACGAAUCUACAAAAUAUGACGCACUUGAUACUCAAACGGGCAAUAUCCUUUCUCCAUUUAACGAUAAAAACAUUUAUAUAGAUAGCAGGAAAUUUGCAAUUGUUGUUUGUUAUUAAAUAAUUACAUUUAUUACGACGAGACUUGAAACGGACAAGGUAUGCAGGGAUUUAAACGACAAACGAUCGGCCAUGUUUACACAUGGCGACGAGACUAUUUAGACACAAAUGAGAUCGAGCGGUGCUUAGGUAUUUACUAUAUAUUUAGAUACCAAAAGACAUUUACGUCGUAUAAUUUCCAAACGUUUUUUACAUUCAGGUUAAACGCACAGCCAUGUGAAACCGUUUUUUGUAGUGUGGCCAGCGGAGUGCACAAGAUGGCCGUCGAGAUUGCGCCCACUCCAGCUCCUUGUUUUCUGUCAUUUCUUCUAGUUAGGAACUUGAAUGGUUGAUAAACUAAGCGAAUAUUAAAACAUGUUGACUAAUGAUGAUUACGAUGAUGAUAUAAAUGUAAAUUACUCUAAUUCUAAGCAGAAAUAUAAGAUAAUGAUGACGAUUUCAUGAAAAAGUGUAUAAAGUAAACGGAACAAAUGUGAUUCGAUGUUUUUCACGUCUCUCUUAUAACAUAUACAUCUCUUAUAUAAAUAUUUAACACACUCAUUCAAGAAAUCCUAUGGAAAAGUCAUCGUUUGCAUGCAAACUAAUGUAAACCAACAUACAACUCUUCGUAAAUGUGUUUUCCAUAUUUUAAGACUACUUAUUGUUAUCAUUAAGCUUUAUAAUCCUCUAUACACUAACAAAAAUCAUAAAUCCAUUUCAAAACAUGGACGUUAACAUAUUAAGACAAUUAUUGAAUAUUAAUAGGACAUUUUAACUUUUUUGACUUGACACUCCAUGGUUGUUCAAUGGUGUUAAUUUAAAUUUGUAAACAAAGUGUAAACAAACAAGCAAGUGUGUAGAUUCUAAUUGAAUUGUAUUAGAAUCUACACUUUUGAUUGUUUUGAAUUUGCAUUCUCAUGGGUAUUACGGGCAAUACGAUUUUGUGACUUCGUUUUCAUGCGGUCGUAGCUAAUUCUAGUAUCAAACACCAACCAACUUCAACAAAAACGCAAACGCAUGAAACGAUUCGGUCACUUACGUAAACUGUACAUAGAGAUGAACGUACUUUACGUCGACGUUUAUUAUCAAAGUGCACUCGAUUUUGAAUGUCUGUAUUUUGCCAAUCACAUGAAUGUGAACUGUUAUCUACUGUUCUAUUUUUUCAUCGUUAAUCAUUGUGCUAGGGCGUAAUUCGACUCAUAACUUAUAAGUAAGCAGAAAAAGCAGAUCAAGCAAAAACGCAGCGGACGAAGGCAUACAAUACAGAUAAUUAUAUUUGGUUAAGCGUUUAAAUUAUAUCAUAGAUAAAGAAAGUUGUGACAUAUCACACGGGUGUCUUUGAAUUAGUAAACAUUCAAAACGUAUGUUUUGAUUUUUGCUAAUGCGAUGAAAUUCGUAAAAUUUGUACAUACACCCUUGAGAAACUUCCGUGAAUAUUUUAGUAAAUCAAAAUUUCAUUGCAUUUUUAUUAAGUGAACGUUUUAACUUCCAGCUUUUUAUUCUGAACUUUUAACACAUUUUUAAACAAACAAAAUAAGAUGAAAUAAAACGUUUAACACACUAUAUUAUUACGUCAGUGCCUGUUGAAAAUAUAUAACGAGAAAUGUGUAAAAAUGAAACGGUUUACGAUGAAUUCUGAUUGUGUACGUUGCUAAAACAGCCGAAUAAAACGAAAAACUAACAAAAACGCAAAAGAUCAUUACUUGGUUCCCAUCACGACGCAUGUUAUUGAUGUGAGAGAUUAAUAGUGAUGGUGAGAUAAGUGAAAAUAAAUAAAUGUAUGUUAACGCAAAAUAAACAAAAUCCAAAAAAAAAACUGAUAUAAAAAAGUAAAAUAUUUAAAGAAUAUUAACGAUGAUACAUAUACAUUGCAUAUAAAUAUGAUGAAUUAUAAAUAUUAUAAAUAUGAAUAUAUUGUAUUUAUGAGAUAUUAUUACGUUUUUUGGUGAUCGAUUGAUUGUUUGAUUCUAUGAUUGAUUGACUUAUUAUCGACUUAACGGUAAUGUAAUAUAAUGUAAAUUUUCAAAAAUAUUGUAUGAAUAAGUAAAAACUGUUCAGAGCAAACUAAUAA